UGUUAGCAACUGUCAAACGGGGAUCGGCCCCGCCGCCUUCGUCGUCGCUACGUAAACAAUGUGCAGAAAAUUUUCCUGAAAAGCGCACGACUGUUGGCCAUCUUGUCUGAUUCCGGAACAAUUUUCGCUUCCUACGCGCGCCACGAUGGCAGGCCGGCUUCCCCAGGUCCCGUCCAACGAUCCGACCCUAUUUUGCCGGCUGUGUUUCUCCCAGACGAGCAUGCACUGGGUCAUCCGGACUAACGGAACCGAAGUGGACCAACCGUUUGUCAACACCAUCGGCGAGUGCCUCGGAGUGUGGUUGAGCCUGUCGGAGGACUUUCCGUGUGCGGUGUGCCGCGAGUGCACCGCCCACCUGGACCAGAUCCGGACGUUGCGCGAGCUGGCCCGGAUGUGCGAUGUGGCGCUGAAGCAGAAGAGGCGCGAGGGACCCGCUGGUGGACCGGUGCUGUUUUACGACUGUCCGGAGGACCGCGUGUGGGUGAACGUGAAGCCGGAGUUUUGCCAGGAUGAUUCCGAUUUUGAAAAUGAGCCAAUACUGCCGGAGGUCAUGCUGAACGAAACCAGCGAGGAGUUGGUGCAACUGCCAAAGACCACUCGACUGACACAAUCGGAAAAGAAGCUUGCACUGGAAGGAUAUUUCGAGAUGUACACCGCUUGGAAGGAAUCGAUCGCCAUAGUUCGGGACGAUGACGAACUGACCGAGGAGGCUCCGGAAGCCAAAGCGGAGGAGGAGUUUAGCAGUGGCACUCGGAAAAAGAAAGAAGCGUACCGCGUGCGGUACCGAGAGCAACCCUCCAAGACAAACUCCCAACGCGCGGAUCCCAACAACAAAUCGGGCACGUUUUGCGCGGUUUGCAAGCUGGAAUUGCGAAGCGUUGACCGGUACUUGACGCACAUGUACGAAAAGCAUCUCCCGGGUGGAAAUACCUGCGUCGAGUGCAAUCAGACGUUUACAACGCCCAGCGGGCUGAAGCAGCACGCGCAACGGCACAAAAACAACCUCCUGCUGAGCUGUGAAAAGUGCAGUCUCCAGUUUGUCAACGAAAAUGAGCUCAAAGGUCACCGAACGACAGACGGUUGUCGGCAGGCGGCGGACCAGAUCUACGGCAAAUGUCAGUACUGCGACAGGACGUUCUCCCGCCAGGGCCGGUACAUUUUCCACCUGAAGAGACUCCACCCGGACAAACCACUGCCGGUGCAGAUCGGAGGACGACGUAAAUCAACAGCUGGUAGAAUCGAACACCGUCGCAAGUCCGCCCCCCCUGCUCGGACAUGCCUCGUCCAGCAGUCCCCCGUGCAGCGAAGCAAAACACCGCAAGGCUUCACCGACUGGCGCUAUCGGACGGGCGCGGGUCGCACCACCAUCGAAAAGGGUCGCUUCCUGGUGAUUUUGAACAACCUAACCCAGGAAGAAAUCCAAUCCCACCAGGACCCAAUGCCGCUGAAAACUGCCGCCGGCUUUCACUUUGUCUGCAUCAUGUGCUACGGCGAGUUCCGAGAGCUGGACCACUUCAAUGACCACCUGGAACAGUGCCGGCGCGAGCACGGAACAGGCGCUGACCCGGGACCGCCGCCCAUGGUCAAGUGUGAGUGCGACGUUUGCGCCGCCAUCUACCAAAAGGUGGACCACUUUGUGGAGCAUCUGCAGGAGCACGCACGGCCAUACGAGGUGAAACCGCACGAGUGCGGCCAGUGUAUGCGACGCGGUUCCAAGUCACGCCAACGUGCGCGGGCGUUGAGCCGGUGCAGCGAGAUUCGGUAAACGGUGACUCUUGAAGAGUCGGGAGAAUAUGUAAGGGGUUUUUUUCUUCUUUUGGCAGUGUAGUUUGAUUUUUUU
Molecule: messenger RNA, 1840 nt
Organism: Culex quinquefasciatus (southern house mosquito)
Lineage: Eukaryota; Metazoa; Arthropoda; Insecta; Diptera; Culicidae
Product: zinc finger protein 497
Exons: 4
Coding region: 146-1765 (539 amino acids)
Biological process (GO): regulation of transcription by RNA polymerase II
Cellular component (GO): nucleus
Molecular function (GO): sequence-specific DNA binding; DNA-binding transcription factor activity, RNA polymerase II-specific; zinc ion binding
Source: RefSeq, a predicted model, not a curated record